This is a messenger RNA of Cyclocybe aegerita, 1722 nucleotides long. NCBI's taxonomy places the organism in Eukaryota, Fungi, Basidiomycota, Agaricomycetes, Agaricales, Hemipholiotaceae. The record is from the annotation of a GenBank genome assembly.
AUGCCAGUCUCUAAGGGCCGCGAAGACUCGGGAAAAGGUAGCUCUCAGGAAAACGAGCAUACCGACCUCGUCAACAAUGCUAAUGCGAAGAUACAAAACCCCCUCCACGGCAUCCCUCAUGAUAGACUUCUGGCUCAAGUUAAUGCCUUCGCAAAAGAGUACAACAUGGGGGAUAGCCUCAUUCACCUGCAAAAAGGUGCUCUGGUUGCGCAGAAUCCUGGAAACUUUGAAAGCAUUAUGGAACUAAGCGACGAUGACCGUGAAGUCCUUCGUCGGGAGAGGACCCACAAAUGGAGUCAGCCUCGUGACCUCUAUCUUACUGUUGUUCUGUGUUCUGUUGCGGCAGCUGUCCAAGGAUGGGACCAAACAGGGUCUAAUGGCGCUAACCUGUCCUUCCCUGCUGAAUUUAAUAUUGCCUUUGAGGACGGCGGUCCUAAUACCAAUAAGAACGAGUGGAUUGUGGGCGUGAUCAAUGCAGCGCCCUUCAUUUCGUGGGCUCUUUUCGCCUGUCGAUUGCUGCUUGGCAUCGGGGUUGGUACUAAGGCAUGUACGGUGCCCGUUUACGCUGCCGAAAAUACGCCCGCUCUCAUCCGCGGUGGAUUGGUCAUGUCCUGGCAGAUGUGGACGGCGUUUGGGAUCUUCCUUGGCUUCUGUGCGAACCUUGCCUUAUAUCGGGUGGGAGAAAUUGCCUGGCGUCUGCAACUAGGCUCUGCCUUCAUACCGGCCAUCCCGUUGGUUGUGGGUGUUUAUUUCUGUCCUGAGUCUCCUCGAUGGUUGAUGAAGAAGGGCAGAUACCCCGCCGCUUACAGAUCGUUCAAGCGUCUACGAAAUAGCGAGCUGCAGGCUGCUCGGGACCUCUACUACGUCCACCAACAAUUAAUGACCGAAAAGGAUGUAAUCGGCGGCCAAUCCUACAUAUCCCGCUUCACAGAGCUAUUCACCUUACCACGAGUCCGCAGAGCCACGCUAGCUAGCUUCGUUGUGAUGAUAGCCCAGCAAAUGUGUGGUAUCAACAUCAUCACAUUUUAUUCAUCCACGAUUUUCGUGUAUGCAGGAUACUCGACCUUGUCUGCCUUCUUUGCGUCAUUUGGAUUUGGUCUAGUCAACUGGGUAUUCGCCUUCCCUGCGGUCUGGACAAUCGACACUUUCGGGCGAAGAAACCUCCUUCUGUUCACCUUUCCAAACAUGGCCCGGACUUUACUUGCUGCUGGCUUUUGCUUCUAUAUCCCGGACGGAAGCAAAUCGAAAGUCCCGCUGAUUGCUCUUUUUGUGUUCCUAUUUGCAGUUUUCUACUCUCCCGGGGAAGGACCAGUGCCUUUCACCUAUUCGGCAGAAGUGUUCCCUAUCACCCAUCGAGAAAUGGGGAUGUCGUGGGCUGUCGCUACGAAUUUCUUCUGGGCCUCCGUUCUCUCCUUAACAUUCCCCCGUCUUUUGUCGGUGUUUGAUCCAGUCGGUGCAUUUGGCUUCUAUGCAGGAUUAAACAUGGCUGCAUUCAUUAUGAUAUUUUUCCUGGUGCCAGAAACGAAGCAAUGCACGCUAGAGGAAUUGGAUUUCGUGUUUGCCGUGCCUAUGUACAAGCACAUCAGGUACCAGGCAAAAAUGUUCCUUCCGUACUUCAUCAAGCGAUGGGUACUCUUCCGCAAGGGAACAACACUGGAGCCACUCUACAGUUUUGACGAAGUCAAGUCUAUCGCGGCCUUUGAGAAGGGAGUUGGUCAUUAA